This is a messenger RNA of Strongylus vulgaris, 1095 nucleotides long. Lineage: Eukaryota; Metazoa; Nematoda; Chromadorea; Rhabditida; Strongylidae. The record is from the annotation of a GenBank genome assembly.
AUGACACAUGGAACUGUUGCACAGAAAAACGCGACGGCAAACGUGCGCCCUAAAGUCGUGUUUGCUUUGGAAAAGAACGCAUGGUUGAACGCAGAACAACUACAAGAACGAAAGAAAAAAUUAGAGGAAUACCUGCGCAUGUGUAGUGUUCUUCGCACUCUGCAACAUGCGGUAUAUAAGCUAAAAAAGAGGUUUACUUCUACUUUCGAGCAGAAUAUCAUGAUUGACGACUUGUCCGUAGCCGCAGAUAACGAGUACAAACAGGCUAUCUUUCAAGCAAAGUCAUGGCUAAGGAAGAGGGUUUCGCAAAGUGAAUUUUUGCAACUGGUUGCACGUCAGCAGAAAAAAGUCUAUGAUGACAGCGAGGAUUGCAGCAACACGAUAAAACGUUUGCUUAAAGCUCAAGCCUCUGCACAGGUGAAUAACAUUGCUGAAUCGGCGAGUCUGAAUAUUCCGGCUUCUUCUUCUGGCAAUGACCAUUCUCCUGUGAGGAUGGAUACAAAGGGGUUGAAUGAGAGUGUCGAAUGCGAUAUGUGGAAUCUUAGCGCUCGAUCUUUGCGCCGUAAUUUGGACGCCCGACGCGAGCAGGCUGAAAUGUUGAAUAGGAGUUUCGAGGAAAGAACAAGAGAUAUUGAAAACCAGACAAAGAAGUCCAUAGCGGCGCAGAUUAUGCAGUAUGAUCGAGUAAUUUCCGAAAGGACGACGUUAUUGAGCAAACUGGAUGAGAUUUCCUCGAAAGAAAACGCUGAAAAACUGCAAACACCCACUCCUCGCCGAGCAGGAGUAGAACCCCUAGAUCUCAGUCAACUGUCCCCAAAGGAAGUUUCGGCAGAUGAAGAGAAGGCCAUCUCUUCGAUGCCGGAAAUCUUGGGAAAUCUACAGAAUCCCAGCUCUGAGGAUUAUACUGAUGUUGGAAUCAAUCGAACUUGUUCGCAGUCCACUGUGUAUGAGGACUCACUUUCUCAUUUUGAUGAAGAAGAGGACAAGAGGCCAGAUUCUGCCAGCUCAGAGGGGACUUUAUAUCAGUCGGAUUUGGAUAAUGAAGCAUCCAAAACGAUUGAUAAUGGUAUGAACUUCUGCAUGAUUCAUUCCUAA